Messenger RNA from Lachancea dasiensis, 1632 nucleotides. Lineage: Eukaryota; Fungi; Ascomycota; Saccharomycetes; Saccharomycetales; Saccharomycetaceae. The record is from the annotation of a GenBank genome assembly.
AUGUCUCUACAACUGCUAAACCCAAAGGCCGAAUCUCUGAGGAGAGAUGCCGCUCUCAAGGUGAACGUUACAUCUGCUGAAGGUCUGCAAUCGGUGCUGGAAACCAACCUGGGUCCUAAGGGAACUUUGAAGAUGUUGGUGGACAGUGCUGGAAACAUCAAGCUAACCAAAGACGGGAAAGUACUGUUGACAGAGAUGCAAAUUCAAUCUCCUACUGCAGUCAUGAUAGCCAGAGCGGCAGCAGCCCAGGAUGAGAUUACAGGUGACGGAACAACUACAGUGGUAUGUUUGGUCGGCGAACUGCUGAAACAGGCCUACAGACUUAUUCAAGAGGGCGUUCAUCCUAGAUUAGUAACAGAUGGCUUUGAAAUCGCACGUCGCGAGGCCCUAGAGUUUUUAAACGGCUACAAGAUAGACAAGGCCGCAGACGAAAUGGAUCGCGAAUUUCUGCUACAAGUAGCGAGAAGCUCUCUUUCAACCAAGGUGACGCCAGAUCUCGCUGAAGUUCUCACGCCCAUUGUCACCGAUGCUGUCCUGAGCGUUCAGAAUGGAGAUAGCCGUUCAUUGGAUCUCCACAUGGUAGAAAUCAUGCAAAUGCAGCAUCUCUCGGCCAAAGACACUAGCUUCAUCAAGGGUUUGGUCCUUGAUCAUGGUGGAAGACACCCUGACAUGCCAACGCGAGUUGAAAAUGCUUAUGUAUUGAUUUUGAACGUCUCUUUGGAAUAUGAAAAGACUGAAGUCAAUUCUGGUUUUUACUACAGUUCUGCCGACCAAAGGGAUAAACUUGCUGCCAGUGAAAGAAAAUUUGUGGACGAGAAACUGAAAAAAAUCAUAGACCUCAAGAACGAAGUAUGUGGCCUGGACUCCAAGACAGGGUUCGUAAUCAUCAAUCAAAAGGGUAUUGAUCCAAUGUCGUUGGACUUGCUUGCAAAGCACAACAUCCUAGCUCUUAGAAGAGCAAAGAGACGUAACAUGGAGAGACUGCAGCUUGUGACGGGCGGCGAAGCACAAAACUCAGUGGACGACCUAUCUCCAUCUAUACUGGGGUACUCUGGCCUCGUGUUUCAGGAAACCAUUGGUGAAGAGAAAUUCACCUACGUCACUGAGAACAAAGAUCCCAAGUCAUGUACCAUUCUCAUCAAAGGGGCCACUUUCCACGCUUUGAAUCAAACAAAAGAUGCUGUAAGGGACGGUUUGAGAGCUGUUGCCAACGUCUUGAAGGAUAAGUCCGUCGUCCCAGGUGCUGGCGCAUUUUACCUUGCUGCUUCUAAUCACCUAAGGAAUGCUAACGCCAACAAGUUAGGAGCAAAGGGCAAAAAGAAAGCUGGUGUAAAUGCAUUUGCCGAGGCUUUGCUUGUAGUCCCCAAGACUCUUAUCAAAAACUCAGGCUAUGAUGCCUUGGAUGUGAUAGCAAUGUGCCAAGAUGAACUAGAUGAGAAUGCUGACAGGUUGGUGGGUGUUGAUCUAAAUGUUGGCGACUGUUGUGAUCCUACAAUUGAAGGUAUCUGGGACUCUUACCGCGUAAUUAGAAAUGCCAUUACGGGAUCCACUGGUAUUGCCAGUAAUUUACUCCUGUGUGACGAGCUCUUGAGGGCAGGAAGAUCUACCUUAAAGGAGGGUCCACCACAAUAA